Molecule: messenger RNA, 1094 nt
Organism: Nilaparvata lugens (brown planthopper)
Lineage: Eukaryota; Metazoa; Arthropoda; Insecta; Hemiptera; Delphacidae
Product: motile sperm domain-containing protein 1
Exons: 6
Coding region: 274-900 (208 amino acids)
Cellular component (GO): cytoplasm
Source: RefSeq, a predicted model, not a curated record
UCUGCAGUAAUUCAUGUCUGCAUAGUCUGUAUACAAUCGAUAACUUGGGAAAAACUGCCAUGUUCUGAAUGUAAAAAAUACCAUUAUCAUAAAUACAUCAUUUGAAACUGUGAUUGACUUCACCUAUCUGGGAUUCAAUGUGGCAGAUGAUAAUGAUGAAAUGAAAGAAGUUCAGAAAAUAUUAAGCAUGGCAAACCGCACUUUCUUCUCUCUACUGAAAAUAUUCAAAUCCAGAAAUGUCCACAGAAAAACCAAGGAUAAUUCAUUUAUGGAAUGCAGCCCGGAACACAAUUUGAUGGGAAAUUGCCAGUGUUUAUAUUUCCAACAAGCAUUGUAUUCUACUUAGAAGAUAAAACAUCUCAUAAGCAAGUUCUUACUCUUUAUAAUCCGUAUGAUUUCGUUAUCAGCUUCAGAGUUCUGUGCACUGCACCUCGAAAAUACACGGUUGUCGAUUCAGAGGGCACAGUGAAGUCUCAGUGUUGUAUAGACAUUGUUAUCCGCCAUAAUGCUGUGUCUCUGGGCAACUGUAAUGUUACUGACAAAUUCAGAAUUCAAGUACGCGACCAUUCUACCAAACAGGUGAUAGGAAAAAGAGAUAUGACGGCGACGUUAUGCUCUGACAGACGUGCCGAGCGCGAACGAGUGACGCCAGACCCAGACAGCUUCCAGUCAAUGCCAACACCCAGCGACGCACCCGGCAAGCCCAACUCUCACCAAUAUCCCAUCAUUCAAAAGACAGGACCUGCUCGAACGAACAAUUUAACCGCUAUUAUAAUUGGUGUGCUGUGCAUGGUUGCCUUACUCUGCCCUACCGAGGGCGAAAGCAGUGUAUCUAGUUUCAUCGCGUUUCAUCUGUCAGUCACAAUCAAACUGAUUGCUUCCUAUGUGUUGGGUAAGUAGAAUGACAUCAGUCAUAAAUGCGUUGUACCCAUGUCGGAUUUUGAAAUGUUAUCAACUUGUAAAAAGUAAAACCAGUACUGCAACGAAGAGGUUCAUUCACAUGCCCAGUGCUGAAAAAUAUGAACAUAGAAUAGCUUUUUUGCUGAAGAAUAAUAAAAAAAUUCUAGACUGUCAAUAUUGCCUGUAUUAUUUAA